Molecule: messenger RNA, 2145 nt
Organism: Lipotes vexillifer (Yangtze River dolphin)
Lineage: Eukaryota; Metazoa; Chordata; Mammalia; Artiodactyla; Lipotidae
Gene: SLC5A9
Product: solute carrier family 5 member 9
Exons: 14
Coding region: 51-2096 (681 amino acids)
Biological process (GO): transmembrane transport
Cellular component (GO): plasma membrane
Molecular function (GO): D-glucose:sodium symporter activity
Source: RefSeq, a predicted model, not a curated record
AUGAAACCAGGAGCGCCUCAAAGUCCAGCCUGGUGGUGACUGACUAGUAGAUGAGCGUGGAGCUGGCAGCAAUGGGGCCUGGAGCUUCGGGAAAUGGGGUCAGCACUGCGACAGUUCCACACUCAGCACCGGGUCCUGGAGGCAGCCUGCACGCCUACGACAUCGCGGUCCUGGUCGUCUACUUUGUCUUCGUCAUUGGCGUGGGGAUCUGGUCGUCCAUCCGUGCCAGCCGAGGGACCAUUGGCGGCUACUUCCUGGCGGGAAGGUCCAUAAGCUGGUGGCCAAUCGGAGCAUCUCUGAUGUCCAGCAAUGUGGGCAGCGGUUUGUUCAUCGGCCUGGCUGGGACAGGGGCCGCUGGAGGCCUUGCUGUGGGUGGCUUUGAGUGGAAUGCAACCUGGCUGCUUCUGGCCCUCGGCUGGAUCUUCGUCCCCGUGUACAUCGCGGCCGGUGUGGUCACAAUGCCGCAGUACCUGAAGAAGCGAUUCGGGGGCCAGAGGAUCCAGGUGUACGUGUCUGUCCUUUCUCUCAUGCUCUACAUCUUCACCAAGAUUUCAACUGACAUCUUCUCUGGAGCUCUCUUCAUCCAGAUGGCCUUGGGCUGGAACCUUUACCUCUCCACUGUGAUCCUGCUGGUGGUGACGGCCGUCUAUACCAUCACAGGGGGCCUCACGGCCGUGAUCUACACAGACACCCUGCAGACGGUGAUCAUGGUGGGGGGAGCCCUGGUCCUCAUGUUUCUGGGGUUUCAAGAGGUGGGCUGGUACCCAGGCCUGGAGCAGAGGUACAGGCAGGCCAUCCCUAAUGUCACAGUCCCCAACACCACCUGUCACCUCCCCCAGCCUGACGCCUUCCACAUGCUCCGGGACCCUGUGAGCGGGGACAUCCCUUGGCCAGGCCUCAUUUUCGGGCUCACGGUGCUGGCCACGUGGUGCUGGUGCACCGACCAGGUCAUUGUGCAGAGGUCGCUCUCCGCCAAGAGUCUGUCCCACGCCAAGGGGGGCUCCGUGCUGGGGGGCUACCUGAAGAUCCUUCCCAUGUUCUUUAUCGUCAUGCCUGGCAUGAUCAGCCGGGCCCUGUACCCAGAUGAAGUGGGCUGCGUGGACCCUGACGUCUGCCAAAGAAUCUGCGGGGCCCGCGUGGGAUGUUCCAACAUUGCCUACCCCAAGCUGGUCAUGGCUCUCAUGCCCAUGGGUCUGCGGGGCCUGAUGAUAGCAGUGAUCAUGGCCGCCCUCAUGAGCUCACUCACCUCCAUCUUCAACAGCAGCAGUACGCUGUUUGCCAUUGACGUGUGGCAGCACUUCCGCAGACAGGCAACAGAGCAGGAGCUGAUGGUGGUGGGCAGAGUGUUUGUGGUGUUCCUCGUCGUCAUCAGCAUCCUCUGGGUCCCCAUCAUCCAAAGUUCCAACAGCGGGCAGCUCUUCGACUACAUCCAGUCUGUCACCAGCUACCUGGCCCCACCCAUCACUGCCCUCUUCCUGCUGGCCAUCUUCUGCAAGAGGGUCACAGAGCCUGGAGCCUUUUGGGGCCUCAUAUUUGGCCUGGUGGUGGGGCUUCUGCGUAUGAUCCUGGAGUUCUCGUACCCAGCCCCAGCCUGUGGGGAGGCAGACCCGAGGCCCGCUGUGCUGAAAGACGUCCACUACCUCUAUUUUGCACUUCUCCUCUGUGGGCUCACGGCCAUCGUCAUCGUCACUGUCAGCCUCUGCACAACCCCCAUCCCUGAGGAAAAGCUCGCUCGCCUGACGUGGUGGACACGGCACCGCCCUCACUCUGAGCUGGAGAGGGAGGCGCGGGAGAGCACCGCAGGGACAGCGGACGUGCCAUCUGGGGAGGGUCCUACAGGGGCCGGAGGGACAGAGAACCCCAGGCACGGCCAGGAACAGCCUGCAGCCCCACGCAGGUCCCGGGGACAGCUGCUCUGGGGCUGGCUGUGCGGGCUCUCGCGGGCCCCGGAGCAAGCGCUGAGCCCCGCGGAGAAGGCCGCGCUGGAGCAGAAACUGACCAGCAUCGAGGAGGAGCCGCUCUGGAGAAGCGUCUGCAACAUCAACGCCGUCCUCCUGCUGGCCGUCAACAUCUUCCUCUGGGGCUAUUUUGCGUGACUCUGCAGGCCUGGUAUCAGCCAAGGCAGGUUAAACACAGCCAGGCCUG